Ochotona princeps (American pika) is the source of this 581-nucleotide messenger RNA. It is a transcript of the gene S100A16, whose product is annotated as S100 calcium binding protein A16. Gene Ontology annotation, cellular component: nucleus; perinuclear region of cytoplasm. The transcript is spliced from 3 exons. Gene Ontology annotation, molecular function: calcium ion binding. Bases 223 to 534 code for a protein of 103 amino acids. The record is from RefSeq and is a predicted model, not a curated record. Lineage: Eukaryota; Metazoa; Chordata; Mammalia; Lagomorpha; Ochotonidae.
GAGCUCAGUCACUAUCUUCCCACCGAGCCAGCUCAGCCAGGCGGGCCAGGGAGGGAGUAGGACAAAUUCUGGGAGUGCAGCGGGGAGGAGUCCUGGCCGGGCUGAGCUCAGGGAGCUGCUUGGCAGUGCCAGAGCCCAGGCCCCAGAGCCCUGCUGAGAGGAGGUGCACUGAGGAGGCAGGAGCAGUUGCUGCCCAGGCCCCGCGGGAGGUGAGCCAGUGCCAUGGCUGAAGGCUACACGGAGCUGGAGAAGGCGGUGGUGGUCCUGGUGGAAAAUUUCUACAAAUAUGUGUCCAAGCACAGCCUGGUCAAGAACAAGAUCAGCAAGAGCAGUUUCCGCAAGAUGCUGCAGAAGGAGCUCAACCAUAUGCUGACGGAUACAGGGAACCGGAAGGCAGCAGACAAACUCAUCCAGAACCUGGACGCCAACCACGACGGGCGCAUCAGCUUCGACGAGUACUGGACCUUGAUAGGCGGCAUCACGGGUCCCAUCGCCAACCUCAUCCGCCAACAGGAGCAGCAGUGCAGCAGCUAGAGGAGCUCGGCCUGCCCCAGCCUCCUGCGAGCCCUGCCCUGUCCGUC